CGGGACACGUCCCAGCCUGACGUAAGGGCGCGCGGCAUCCUGGGAUAUGUAGUCUGGCCGGAACCAGCGCACCCCCUCGGAUGAAUGGGGCCGGGGCUGACAGCGAACUACAGCUCCUCGGCCGGCAGCGUUGGUGGCGGCCGCCGGGGAAAAGGAGACUGUGGCGGCCCCGGGGAAGAGCAGCGCUCUGGGGAGGUGGCGAUGUGCUGUGCCGCGGCCAGGGUAGCAGCCCGGCUUCCUGGGGUAGCGGUAUAGGCGGGCGCUUCUUCUGCGCGCCCGCUUCCCUUCAGCCCUGCGCCGGCCAUGCGCCCGCUCUUCGCGGUGGGCCUGGUUUUCGCAGGCUGCUGCAGUAACGUGAUCUUCCUCGAGCUCCUGGUCAGGAAGCACCCGGGAUGCGGGAACAUUGUGACAUUUGCACAGUUUUUAUUUAUUGCUGUGGAAGGCUUCCUCUUCGAAGCUGAUUUUGGGAGGAAGCGGCCAGCUAUCCCAAUAAGAUACUACGCCACAAUGGUAACCAUGUUCUUCACCGUCAGCGUGGUGAACAACUACGCCCUGAACCUCAACAUCGCCAUGCCCCUGCACAUGAUAUUCCGAUCUGGUUCUCUAAUUGCCAACAUGAUUCUGGGAAUUGUCAUUUUGAAGAAAAGGUACAGUGUAUUCAAAUACACGUCCAUUGCCCUGGUGUCUGUGGGGAUAUUUAUUUGCACUUCCAUGUCAGCUAAGCAGGUGACUUCCCAGUCCAGCCUGAGUGAGAAUGAUGGAUUCCAGGCAUUUAUGUGGUGGUUACUAGGUAUUGGCGCACUGACGUUCGCUCUUCUGAUGUCAGCGAGGAUGGGCAUUUUCCAAGAGACUCUGUACAAGCAGUUUGGAAAACACUCCAAGGAGGCGUUGUUUUAUAAUCAUGCCCUUCCACUUCCUGGAUUCAUCUUCUUGGCCUCUGACAUUUAUGACCAUGCCGUUCUUUUCAAUAAGUCUGAGUUAUAUCAAGUUCCAGUCGCUGGUGUGUCCGUGCCCAUCAUGUGGUUCUACCUGCUCAUGAAUGUCGUCACUCAGUACGUGUGCAUCCGCGGCGUCUUCAUCCUCACCACAGAGUGCACCUCCCUCACCGUCACCCUCGUCGUGACCCUGCGCAAGUUUGUGAGCCUCCUCGUCUCCAUCUGGUACUUCCAGAACCCGUUCACUCGGUGGCACUGGCUGGGCACCCUGUUUGUCUUCAUUGGGACCCUCAUGUACACAGAGGUGUGGUCCAGCCUGGGGAUCGCAAGAAGCCAGCCUCGGAAGGAGGACAAGAAGGACUGAGGUCCGCCUGGGAGACGUGUGGUGCUGAGCAGGGUCUGGCUGCCAUCACUUUGUUACCGCCGAGUCACCGGUACUGAGCCGAGCGUACCGGGGAUCCUCGGGAGGGGACGUCCCAGACUCCACGUGGCUGCACAGACCCGCAUCGUGGACUCGGCAUAGAAACGCUCAGUCCCGAAUUAGAAAAGAGAAUAGUUACCUGCUUUCGAAACCCUUUGUUAUUUCUGUUUUGUUUACCAAAAUCUUCAGUACUGUACCUGCUGACUGAAUUGAGUCCCCAGAGCUCCUAGUUUUCUGUCGGUGGACAAGACCACCGCUUCUGUUGUUCUGACGCUUCUCUGCCUAAUGGGCCCUUUCACCAUGUCCUGUCCUUCCGCUCUGUCGCCUCCCACUUGUCGGUCAGUCAGCGACUCCUGGCGGCAUCGUCAGGAACAACCGACUGACAGGUGACCUGGAGCACUGGUGGCACGAGGGCUGGACUUCUUCCCCGUGCUGGGAGCGAGGCCGUCGUCCCUGGGAGCUGAGCCCUGGUGGCACGGGCAGACUGGUGGGACCCCUUCCCACGUUGUAUUUCCUAUGCAAAAGUUACAUGCUUGCUGUGCUUAGAACUCACCUGCAGCAUCUCUCUGUGGCACAGUGUUAACAAGAAAAAGAGGUUGUCUGUGAAUUGGGAAAGACAUUUUUCCCCUCAGUCUAGGGCCAUGAGCUUAGAACCGAGAUGGUGACACCAGGGUGGCCCAGGAGAAGCUGGCUCUGGUCAUCAUCCAGAGAGCGACAGCUUCGCCAUCCCAGGCCCUCACAGGGCUCCUUCCAAGUGGGUAGGUGACGUCCCUGAAAGGCUUCUCAGCCAAGGGUACUGUGCCUGGCAUUCUGAUGGAGCCACAGGCUGGUGAGUGUGGUGUAUAAAUCAGGUCAAAUCACAACUAAAGUGGAUAGCUUUCCUUAUUUGUCUAUAACACAUCUUAGUGUUCUUAUGGUGUUUGUGAGGUGGGGAUGGUGUGUGUUUCAUCCCGUGUAGAAAGGUGCCCCCCACUAUCUGGUUUUCCUGCCCUGGCAGAUUUCCUUAGCCCUGGACCUUGACCUCACAGAAGUGCGUGCUCUUCCGUAGGCUGUUGAACAUACAGGCCACUCUCUGCACACACGCACGACUUUCCUUUCCCCUGGGUGCAGAUUGUGAUCGUAAACUGCAAUGUGGCUGUACGGGUCCCCUGGGUCCACCCCAGGGUGGGGGACGUAUAUUCCAGUGCCUGGAGCUGUUCUGUGAUGGGGUCUGAGAUAAGCGUCCUAGAAUUAUUGGGUUACUUUGGGGAAGUCACUUAAGUUGCCUGAGUUUGGGCAGGUCCAGAUGGCAGUGUAAGAGGACAUGGAGCUUGUCCCCUCCAUGAACACACCGAAUGCACAUCUAUAUUUAGAGUGGUGGUCUCUGAGACAACUAAGGGACCACCGGACAGCUUCUGCACAACAAAGAAGAGAGGGAGAGGCCACCUACAGGAGCUCAGAAUCUGAGGGAACCCACUAGGAUCAGAGGAGCGGGUGAGCAUCAUAUUUGCAUGUUCCUUACACUUGGUGAGAGCUCUCCCCAGGUGCUCUGGCCAACCUGCAAGGCCACAGCAGUAUCCCCAGUCACC
Molossus molossus (Pallas's mastiff bat) is the source of this 2924-nucleotide messenger RNA. It is a transcript of the gene SLC35B4, whose product is annotated as solute carrier family 35 member B4. The transcript is spliced from 10 exons. The record is from RefSeq and is a predicted model, not a curated record. Gene Ontology annotation, biological process: transmembrane transport. Gene Ontology annotation, molecular function: UDP-N-acetylglucosamine transmembrane transporter activity; UDP-xylose transmembrane transporter activity. Lineage: Eukaryota; Metazoa; Chordata; Mammalia; Chiroptera; Molossidae. Gene Ontology annotation, cellular component: Golgi membrane; endoplasmic reticulum membrane. Bases 304 to 1299 code for a protein of 331 amino acids.